Messenger RNA from Diorhabda carinulata, 3425 nucleotides. RefSeq names its product cilia- and flagella-associated protein 70-like. Gene Ontology annotation, biological process: cilium assembly; cilium movement. Gene Ontology annotation, cellular component: motile cilium; extracellular exosome. Gene Ontology annotation, molecular function: protein binding. The transcript has 21 exons. The record is from RefSeq and is a predicted model, not a curated record. The coding region runs from base 51 to 3389 and encodes 1112 amino acids. NCBI's taxonomy places the organism in Eukaryota, Metazoa, Arthropoda, Insecta, Coleoptera, Chrysomelidae.
AUUUCUACAAAGACAUUUUAAUUUUAAAACUUCAAAGUUAAUUACACAAAAUGCCUUCCAAAAAAAGUAAAAGUGGAACAGAAGUUUCCAAAAUGUCCAUCGCUAGACUGGUCCAAGACGAAAAUAUCGAACCUAUACCUGAAGCUAAAAUAAGAACAAUUACUAUUCAUGUAGAAAGCUAUCAAAAUAUAAAGCCAUUUUUUCCAAUAGCCGAUAUACAGACAAAAAUUAAAUAUGGAGAAGAUGUUGUAGGUGUUACAUCUGCGGUACCCAUAACGGAUGAUGAUUUUAUUCUUGUUGACGAAAAUUUCAGUUUCAUAGUGGAUAUUAAUAAUACGAAAGAGCUUGAUGCCCUUAUAAGUUCUCCAGCUACAUUUUUUGUUGAUCAAAUUCAAGGUGCAAUGGACAAAUCUCUUUAUCCACAAAUGCAACUGAAUACCCAAUUACAUUUAAUCCCGCCGAUCAAAUCAUUUGAUAGCAUUGUCAGCAUGUAUGAAGCUAUGAACAAUAAAAAACUAGAAAUAUCAGAAAAUAAGAAAGGCAAGAAUAAAGGUAGUGCUAAAGGCGCAGAGAAACCGAAAACAGACAAACCUGUUCGUAAAGAAUCCAAAAAACUUAUAAAAACUUCCCUAUCAAAAACAUCUUCUUCUUUGGAAACUAACACUGAAUCAGUUGAAGUUGAAACCACAUACGAAUCCACUGCUUUUGGAAUGUGUUGUUUGGACUUUCUACCAUUGUUUUAUGGUAAUAAACAAUUCACUCAAGCAUUAUUGAUUAAACCUUUGGAUCAUUAUUUUGACGAUAGAAUGUUAUCAUUCAAAGCCCAUCCAAAAGUGUUGGUGACGGUUUCUAUAGACGAAGAUUUAGAAUUGAGAGAUCCCACUUUUUUGAAUUUUACAUUAGAAACUUUAUUCAAUACGCCGUUAGUCAUGUCCGAAGACAUGGAUUAUUGGGCUUGCGUUAUGCUACCCAUGCAUACUGGCAAAAAAUCGCCCUUGUUAUUUACGAAUCCAACCAUGGUUACUGUCACCAAAGGGAAUAUUGCGAAGCUGUGGCCUGGUACAACUAGAGUUAAUGGCGAUGCAAACGCCACUCUAUAUACCACUCCGCUUUCUAACAAAGACAUAAUUUGUAAAUUUGAAUCGAAUUUCGAAAGCCAUAUAGAAACGGAAAGUCCCCGAUUGCAAUUUGCUAUGAUAAAGAGACAUUUAAUGUUAAAAGAUGCCGUCACUCAAUUAGUUAAUCAUAUAAGAGUAUACAGAAAAAUUGUCUUGGAAUUCUAUGUUAGCACCAAAGAGAAAAUUAAAAAUACUUCAUUGGGUAUAUAUGCUAAACCUCUUGAUUUCGGUGCCAAAAAAACUGGUAAAGUUGGACAAUUUUUACAUUUGAUGGCCGUAUUAGAUGUAGCUGCGCUGCUAUAUCCUGGUGUAAAACGGAUACGAGUUGCUGCUCCACUAACAACAUUUUCCGUUGACGAAGCUACCAAAUACGGUGGAUUGGAAGAUUCAUUUUUCGUUCCGAUCCCAAAAAAGGAAUCAAAGGAAAAAAACGGCAAAGAAACUAGAGAAAGAGAAGGAAAAGACAAUCUAUCAAAGAAAGAUAACAAAUCUAACAAGAGUUCUAAAUCAUCUAAAAUGAAACUAUCGAAAGGACAAGAUAUGGCAGAAAAACUUCCUUCUAAGCCAAUUCCACCACCAGAACCAGAACCCAGCGUUCCUAUUUAUAACGAAGAUGGAAAACCUUGUUUUGUUAUAGUCACCAUAGAACUAUCCAGUCCGUUAGUACUUACGCGGAAAAUUGAAGAUUUAAGAGAAGAAUUGUCGAUGUUAUUGAAAGAAAAAGAAGAAAAUAAAUUUCUCAACAAAAAAUGUUUCCUGUCCCCGUGUAUGACGUUCGAUUAUUAUAAAGAAGUGUUAGGGUCCAUGAUAACAGAUUUAAAUCAGAAAUUUAUUGUUUUUUUGGAGGAGAAUCCGCCACCAUCUACCGAAAAAGAAACUUUUACUGACAUCACCAAGAGAUUCCUAAAUUUUCUCAAAGUUGAGGGUAUCUAUGAAUCUUAUGUGAGUUCUAUUACUCAAGCUACCAGUUUAUUGGUGAGCAAAAAGUUUCAAAAGGACGAUUUUCAAAAUAGCAGAGAAUUUCAGAAGUUCGUUGGCGAGGUAUUUGUUUUUUUAAUAUCUAGAAUGAAUCAAAUCAUUAAUACCAUGAUGUGCCAUGGCAUGGAACCUACUACGGCAUUGGAGAAAACAGAUAAAUUUUUCUUUUUUGCUAAAGAAGCUUUGGAUGUAGAUAAACCUAAAUUGGCCGAAAGAUAUUUAUUAGAGAGAAUUUGUAACGAUGCAAACAAUGCAGAUUGUUGGUUAGAUUAUGGUGUAUAUCUUUUAGAACAAAGAGAAGACGAUAAAGCAUACGAGUGUAUGAAAGAAGCGCUGUUGAAACAGGAACAUAAAUAUAGCUUGUUGGUACUUGGAGUAUUGUUAUGUAACAAAGGACAAAAAGAAGAUGCCGAGACUUGCUUUUUGAAUUUAAUGAUUGAUAAUUCAACUUGGAGUGAAGGAUGGGCAAUUUUUUAUUUGUUUUAUCAGAAAAUUGAUAGUUAUGAGGGAAUGGAUAAAACUAUUGAAAUGGCGAAUAAAUAUAGUGAUCUGAAACCGCCAACUGAUUAUAUUGACGAAUUCGAUGAGUUGGUAUGGACUAGUACUAUUUGUCCUAAGACUGUAUUUUUUCGCGCAGCCAUACUUUUAUUGAAAUUAAGACUUUACGAGUGGUGCGAAUUAGCUUUAGCUCAAGAGAUAUAUUCAAAUCCAGGUAUCGUGAAUUAUUUAUUAGCAGCUAUCUGUUAUUAUAAGAAAUUGUAUCGCCAUGCCAUAGAUCAUAUCGAAGAAACAUUGAAAUAUUAUGGUUCCAAUUACGCUGUUUCGAGUCUUGCAGGUCAUUGUUUGAUGGCGUUAGAUAGAAAAGUCGAAGCGAAAGAGCAAUAUUAUCACGCAUUAGAAUCAUUUGAUCGCCCCGAUCACUUGCAUUUGACGAGUAUCAAUCUUGCGAGGGUAUUGGCGGAAUUGGAGGAGGAUCAAGAAGCAAGGAAAUUCAUUUUACUGGCGUGUAAAUAUAAACCUACACCAUAUACGUGGUAUCUAGCCGGCGUCUUGUAUUAUCAAGAAAAUGAUUUAUUGAGCGCCGAAGAAUGUUUUUCCGAAGGAAAUCUCAUGGAUAACAGAUUCGCUGAAAUAUGGGGGUAUUUGGCAUUGCUUAAUUUCAAAUUUGACAGACGAAACGAAGCCGAACUUUGUUUGGAUCAAGCCAUAAAAAAUAAUUUAUCAGACGACGACAUCAUACGACUUAUUGACUCGCAAAUGUCCUGCAGAACGAGCAUGAGUAAAUUAUUUUAGUUGUAUUAAAAUGUAAUAAAAUUGACGCAUUACAAA